AUGUGCUCAGGAAGUAUAUUUAUUUUUUCCAGUGGUUACCUUGCAACAGAGAUAUGUUCUCGUUAUUGCCCCCAGCACUUCCCAGAGCAUUCAUUUGACAGAGGAACAUCACUUUCUGCCAAGCAGAGGAACUGGAGUCGGAUAGAGCGGUCUUUACAGAAGCAGAGUUUGCACUUGACAAAGGAGGAUGUGGAUGGAACCAUUCACUGUCAACCAGGAGCAGCUGAACUGUUGGUGCAGGAGGUUUAUACCAUAUUAACUAACAGGAGUAUCAGGAACGCUGAGGGUCCAGAGUUUGACUUGAUUCGCUCCAUGGCCUCUAAAGCCAUCAACAACAACCUGAGGAUAACGGAGAUCAUGAAGACGCCCGACAUAGACCAGAGGAAGGCAGAGGUCAUCCUCCACAGGCACCUGGAGAACAAGGAGUCCACCAGGGGGGGCAGUCCCUUGAUGAAAUCACAGACACGUGGACUGACAGGGCUUGGAUCAACUGCUCCCGUCUGCGUUUCAGUGGCGGAGGAGCUCAGGCUCAGUUGCUUCAUUUCGAAUAGACUAAUGCUCCUAUGGAAACUGAAGAAGGAUCUGUGCUUUAAUAAUGAAUUGUGUAUUAAUGUGUCACUUUGUGUAUUGAUACGGUUUCCACAAUAA
Molecule: messenger RNA, 648 nt
Organism: Limanda limanda (common dab)
Lineage: Eukaryota; Metazoa; Chordata; Actinopteri; Pleuronectiformes; Pleuronectidae
Gene: spata4
Product: spermatogenesis associated 4
Biological process (GO): regulation of cytoskeleton organization
Cellular component (GO): axoneme
Molecular function (GO): microtubule binding
Source: RefSeq, a predicted model, not a curated record